This is a messenger RNA of Chelmon rostratus (copperband butterflyfish), 897 nucleotides long. RefSeq names its product olfactory receptor 1537-like. The record is from RefSeq and is a predicted model, not a curated record. Gene Ontology annotation, biological process: G protein-coupled receptor signaling pathway. Lineage: Eukaryota; Metazoa; Chordata; Actinopteri; Chaetodontiformes; Chaetodontidae. Bases 1 to 897 code for a protein of 298 amino acids. The transcript has 2 exons. Gene Ontology annotation, cellular component: membrane. Gene Ontology annotation, molecular function: G protein-coupled receptor activity; olfactory receptor activity.
AUGCAGUUAUUCAACCCUGCUCUUGAGAAAAACAUCACUUUUGUGCAUCCUGCAUAUCUCACAAUUAGUGGUUCAUCUGCCAUUGCAAACAUAAAACAUUACGAUGUGUUUCUCUUCUUUGUUUAUAUUGUUUCAGUGCUGGGAAACACAGCUGUAAUGGCCAUAAUAUACUUGGAUCAUAAUCUGAGAACUCCAAAAUAUGUUUCAGUUCCUAACCCAGUUUUUUUUUUCGAUCUGUUUGGUAGCUCUGCUUUGGUGACGAAGUUUCUUGACAUCUUUCUGUUUAACCAUCAUUCCAUCCUCUACAACUACUGCUUGACGUACCUGUUUUUCUGCUACACCCCCCUUUCAAUGUUGUUGUUUAAUCUGCUUGCACUGUCCUAUGACAGUCUGAUAGCUAUCACCUUCCCACUGUAUUAUCAAGUGAGGGUGACCCACAGUUAUCCUUUAAUGUUGUCUUUGAGUGCCUCUUUCUGGGUUUUUGUUGUAAUUGCUGUUCUCAUUGCAGUUGGUCUUCUCACAAGACUUUCCUUCUGUAAAUCUGUGGUUAUUAACAGCUAUUUCUGUGACCAUUGGCAGAUAUACCGGCUUUCCUGUAAUGAUAAUUUCCCCAAUUAUGUCAUUAGUUGUUUCUACCCAGUUCUUUUGUUUUGGCUUCCACUCAUUUUUAUCUUGUUCAGUUAUUUAUAUAUACUCAAGGCCUUUAAAACAUGCAUAGGUCAUCUCUCGUUCGUGGCAGUCUAUUUUAUCCUACUGUUAAUUACAUUUACAUUGAUGGAGAACAUACAGCCAAAUGCCAGGAUCAUAAACCUGUCUCUGACCUCCUCCAAUGUUGAACCCAAUCAUUUUUGUUCAACAGACACAAGAAAUCAAAGAAUCUGUGAAAAAGUUAUUUAA